GCGGCUGCCCAUCCAGCAACCUUCACGCCCUGUUGCUUCCCGCCUCAGACCCAGUGUCAGUCUGCCCCACCUCCGCUGCUACAUACGCUUUGGGUAGCGCUUCCUUUGUCUCGUCUCUGGCAAGAUCCCCGCUGCUGGCGGCGGUUCAGCAAUCAUUGGGAAUCGACGCUGAUCCAACGGAUUUCUGUAUAUUGUGGUUAGACUCCAGAACGGUGUGCGGCCGGUCCGCCUUUUGGAUUUUGUAUAGUUGUGUGGCACAGGGAUGUCUGUUCAGCAGUACGGCAAGAAAUUUCCAAUUCUCCUUCGGACACCUUCGCCACGAGGCCAGGUGGAGUUGUUGGAAACAAUAGGAAAGGGCAAUUAUGGUUAUGUAUAUAAGGGCCGAUUACUGGCAACCGGCGAGAUUUCCGCUGUAAAGGUCGUUUUUCUUAAGGAAGAUGAGCUUCGAGAAACGCUUUUAGAGAUGGAGAUUCUGAAGGCAUGCGAACACCCAAAUGUCACAAAAUAUAUGGGAUGCUUUCUAAAAGGGUUGGAUUUAUGGAUUUGUAUGGAGUUUUGUGGAGGUGGAGCACUUGACUCUUUAUAUCGCGCCCUGAGGAAACCGCUGUCCGAAGACCAAAUUGCAUCUAUUCUUUACGAAUCCGUGACAGGAUUGGACUAUCUGCAUAACCAAGUGGCUCUAAUUCAUCGAGAUAUCAAGGCAGGCAACGUACUUCUAACCGAGAACGGGGAAUGCAAGCUCGCGGAUUUCGGGGUGUCCGCCAAGUUGAACAAUGUUGGUGGCCGGGCACGAACAUUUAUCGGAACUCCAUAUUGGAUGGCUCCGGAAGUCAUUAUGACAGACCCUGAGAGUGCAACACAUAAUACCGCGUCAUACGAUGCAAAGGCAGACAUUUGGUCCAUUGGCAUUACGGCCAUUGAAAUUGCAGAGAAAAAUCCGCCACUCUCCGAUAUCCAUCCUAUGCGAGCACUGUACUUAAUUCCGAAUUCAGAUCUUGGAUUGGCAAAACCUAAAAAUUGGUCAAAAACAUUUCAAGAUUUUAUUGCAGCUUGUCUGAUAAAAGACCCGGUGAAACGUCCAUCAGCAGCACAGCUUUUGCAGCACCCGUUUUUGGCAAAGGCUCGAGGCCUUCCACGACAAAAGAUUCUGAGUGACCUGGUAGCGAAGGCUAGAAUAGCACGGGAAAAGCGUAAGGCCGGGUAUGAUGUUGAGGAUGAGGAAGAAGAAGAGGAGAAAAAGGAAGAAGUCCCAUCGAAGAUUGUGGCUGAGACAAUCAAGCAAGCGAAACAGGCUAAGCAAACUGCUCAGCAGGUGCAGCAACAUCAAAUGCAAGUUGCAGCCGUUGCGUCACCGGUACCAACACCCUCAACUGUACUUCCCAUCGCCGAUUUCCCAAAGUUUGUGGAUAGCAUAUCGAAUCCUGCGGCCCGUAUAUUGAAACCUAUGGCUAUCGGAGGUCUAAUGCGAAUUGAGAUUUUGACAGCGGACAUGCUUGACAAGCAAUACGUGCUUGUUGGUGGAGAGAAAGGAUUGUUCUUCAUUGAUUUAUCUCAACCCCAGGAAAACCAGGAGCUUGUCCCCUUGAUACGUAAUACCCGAUUCAAACAAAUCGAAGUACUGGAGGAUUACGGCGUUAUGGUUGCCUUGUCCGGAAAGCAUGAUCACAUCAGGCAAUACAAGCUCCCAUCUCUCCGAAAGUUGAUCAGAUACCUUCAAGGUACAAGCCCGCAGCAGCUCGCCAAAAUGAACAUGGCUUCUGUUGAGUCUCUCAGCAGCGCUGCUGGUAGACAACCGACAAAUACCUCACAAACGCCGUCUUCACCCGCCGUGUCGGAUGCUGAUGAGGACAUGUACCGCGCACUUCAUGCAAACGUGAUUGAGGAUGAGGCUGUGUUAGUAACGAGAUGGGCAAGCGACUAUAUCAAAAUCCCAGGGACUAAGGACUCGAAGGCCUUCAAAGUACAGCAAACUGAGACGUCGAUUUUCAUGGCGGUCUUGUUCCGGCAAGAUAUUAUAAUGUUUGAAUGGGCAAAAGAGCCAUAUCUGAAAUUCAUGAAGCUGAAAGCUUUCUGGUUGCCAGAAGGGCCUAAAUUUAUGCAACUACUGCAUGAUGGACUGGUCGUACGGGAAAUCUUUUUAGGCUACUCUUCUGAAGCAAACUUGGUGAAUGUGGACGAUAGUCGCGUCAAAGAAAUCGAUGUGCAGCGCGAUUUCCGAGAAAAGGCCGGAAAGGGUAAAGCUCGAUGGCAGACUUUUGUUCAGAUUCCAUUUUCGGAGGCAAAACGGAAUGAGCUUAGGACGCUCACUCGGAAUGCAGCCGUUACUGUAAAUCGGAAACUCGCUGCGGUUGCGGGUGCAUCAACCAUGCGAGCUGGAAGCGCAAGCGCGGGAAUGCGUGUGGAUCGGUAUUUCCUGGGGACUUAUCAUCGACUGACACGAGUCGUGGACCUCUUCGGGCAGCCCAUGAUGGGCAGUGGCGUUGGCGGAUGGAAAGACGGUGUAAUGUGGAGGGAAACGCCUGCAGAGCUUGUUCUACGACCGGUCGAUUGGGUCAUAGGAGUUGGGCGAAGUGGUGUGGAAGUAGUGGAUUGGCGAACCGCUAAAUUACUCCAGACCUUGACCGUAGAUGGGGCAACGGGAUCUGGCGAUAUUGGCAUGAGGCUAUUAACUGGCCGCGACAGAGGCCUGUUUGUGGUGAUAGAGCGACGGAAGAGAGGGUGCGUCCUUUAUCAUCUGAAAGAGAAGGAGCGACCAAAGAAUGAAAGUGAUGCUGGGGGGAGAGAGGGUGGUAUGGAUGGCAGUGGCCUUCGCGAACCACCAUUGAGUGGCGAGUCGCAUCCUUCUUUCUCAAAUCAACCUGCGGCUGCUGUUGCCAAUGGUCCUACGGAGUCGAUCGUUGGCCAGAUGCAAGUGCUCUCCGUACAAGACACCGCUGAAUUGGCCAAUGGCGGUGGUUCCCCACCUAAAGUUGCAGCGGCAUCGCAACACCAACGCCUGGGAAAUCAGCCCAACCUUGUGCCAUCAGACAAUAGAGACGCACAACACCUGCCCAAAUCGCCGUCCGGCCCUGUUCCGACCGCGAAGUUACCGGAAGUGCCACAGUACGAAGCCUCUCAGCAGCCAACUGUGCAUCCGAUCCGAACGGUAUCAAAUGCGUCGUCAUUAUCUUCCAGUAAUAGCUCUGCACCAGUAUCUCCGCGUCCUGGUGGAAGUCCAGCAGGAUCGCCGGCUCAGCAACGACGAACAGCUGGGGAACACCCCCCUCAACAUCAGCAGCAUCAACAUGCGUAUCAGCAGCAACAUCCGCACCGACCAAUGACACCCCAAGAGCAGCAAUACUAUGCCCAACAACAGGCAAUGGCUGCAGAUCCAAGAUAUGCACAGUACAUCGCCCAGCAGCAACAGCAGCAACAACAGUACUAUGCACGGGCAGGUUCACCUGUCGACCCACGCUAUGCGGCGGAUCCUCGAUAUGCCGCGUACUAUGCUCAACAACGACAGCAGCAACAAUUGCUACUACAACAACAGCACCAACAGCAACACCAACUCCACCAACAUCACCAACAAGGGCCACGCCCCCCACAAGCUGGAGGACCGCCGGCGGCGGCGAAUGGCGGUUCUCAACGAUACCCGAAUGAUGUUGACACUCUCCGUAGUGCCGCAUCAUCAGCAUACGGGUCUGCGCCAGGAGGGUACCAUCCACAAGGCCAUAGGCCUGCCGCUCCUGCCGGGUACGGGUACGUGCAGGGCCAUCCGCAGGCUCGAACUCAACCACAGCCACAAGGGUAUGAUCCCCGGUACAUGCACGAUCCACGCUAUGCGCAGCAGCAGCAGGCCAUGUAUGCGGCUGCACAAGGUCGUGCACCAGCACACGCCCAGCAAGCUGUUUUUGGGUAUUAUCCUAGGCCACCGGCGCAGGGGCGUGUGGUUGGAUACGAGUAUGGUGGCGACGAUGCUCAGGAGAAUGAAGGAGAGCGCAGACAAUAGAUUAUUUGAAGAUAGAUUUUGGGACGAUCUUUGUCGGGAUAUGUAUUGCAGGGACUUUUAUGUUUUUUUUUUUUCACUCCUGCUGCAUAAAGGGUUCAUUUUUGCCUUACUACUAUGUUGGAGUUUUGUUAGAAUCAUUGUGUGCUUUGGGUAAUUGGCCACCAUUCAAGUGAAUUGUAAAUCAGCCAAGUUUAAAUCACCGGCGAAGAACUUGAUAGCUUGUUCAACAUUCUCGCAAGAUUGCAUUAUUAGCCGUCCAGGAGUGAGCAGUAUCCUGGCCGUGAAGACAGAUGUGACAUACCCCAUGACUAAAAAGAGC
Spizellomyces punctatus DAOM BR117 is the source of this 4307-nucleotide messenger RNA. RefSeq names its product STE/STE20 protein kinase. The coding region runs from base 263 to 3988 and encodes 1241 amino acids. Gene Ontology annotation, biological process: neuron projection morphogenesis; regulation of MAPK cascade; protein phosphorylation. The transcript is spliced from 8 exons. Lineage: Eukaryota; Fungi; Chytridiomycota; Chytridiomycetes; Spizellomycetales; Spizellomycetaceae. Gene Ontology annotation, molecular function: ATP binding; protein serine/threonine kinase activity. Gene Ontology annotation, cellular component: cytoplasm. The record is from RefSeq and is a predicted model, not a curated record.